AUGCGCCAGCGGCGCUUCUGCUCCGGUUCGUGGGUUUUUCUCCGGUUCUGCUGGUUCUAAGGGCUCAAAGUGAGCAGAACCGGGUCGGUCCAGCUGAGAGGAAGGAGCGGAGGCCGAACAGCUGAUGGAGAUGAAGCGAUAGGAGCUAAAGGAGCGGCUGGAAGCAGCAGGAAGGAGGCAGGAACAUGGAUGCUGCCUCUGGGCUCCAUGUUCAGAUGGAAACUUCAGCGUUUCCUGCAGACGUUCAUCAGAUCCUGGUGGUUAAAGAAGAAGCUCCUGAGGAGGAGGGUCUGGAUGUGGACCAGCAGGAGGCGGAGGAGCCCCCCCACUUCAAGGAGGAACUGGACCGACUGCCCAACAUGAAGAAAGAGUCUGCAGCUCCCAUCAGGGACGACGAUGACAACGAUGAUGAUGAUGAUGAUGAUGAUGAUGAUGAGCAGAGGUCUCCGUUCUCACAGCUUCAUCAGCACCAAACAGAAGACGAAGAUCUUCCAACCAGCAGCUCAGCGGAUGGACUGAAGGAAGAAACUGAUGAAGACUGUGGAGGAGCUGAAUCCAGCAGGAACCUAAAGACUCCAAAUGAAGAUCCUGAGAAGAAGCUUCCUGGUUCAGACCAUCAGGACCUGGAGCUCCUCCACAUCAAGCAGGAGGAUGAGGAGGAGCAACCAUGGAGCAUUCUGGAGGGAGAGCUGCUCCCCAUGAAGGAGGAGACCCAUCCCACCAGGUUCCCACUGAAUGUGGUCCUGAUGAAGAGUGAGGAUGAGGAAGAGAAGCCUCUGUUCUCACAGCUUCAUCAGCAGCAACCAGAAGAACGAGAUCUUCCAACCAGCAGCUCAGCGGAUGGACUGAAGGAAGAAACCGAUGAAUCCAAACCCUUUGGCUGCGACAUCUGCGGACAAAGUUUUAACCUGAAGUCCUACCUUCACAUACACAUGAGGAUCCACACCGGGGAGAAACCGUUUGGCUGUGAUGUUUGCGGGCAGAGAUUUAACCAAAAAUCUAACUUAAACAAACACGCUAAAAUCCACACAGGGGGGAAACCCUAUGGCUGUGAUUUCUGUGGGCAAAGAUUUAACCUGAAGUCCUACCUGAGCAAACAUAUCCGCGUUCACACGGGGGAGAAACCGUUCAGAUGUUCUGUUUGUGAUCAAAGAUUUAACUUGAAGUCACAUUUAAACUUGCACCAGAUCCUGCAUUCAGGAGAGAAACCAUUUGGCUGUGACGUUUGUGGACAACGAUUGAUGCAGAAGUCCGCCUUGAACAAGCACAUGAAAAUCCACAUGCAGAUCAAAUCCUUUGACUGUGAUGUUUGUGGACGACGGUUCGUCCAGAAGUCGGCGCUGAAGAGACACCUGAGAAUCCACACAGGUGACAAACCGUUCAGCUGCGACGUCUGCGGCCAGAGAUUUAACCAAAAGGCUCAUCUGAACAAACACAUGACGACUCACAGCGGAGCCAAAGCGUUUGGCUGCGACGUCUGCGGCCAGAGAUUUAACUGCAAGUCACAUUUAGCCAAACACAGAAUCCUCCACACAGAUGGAGGAAGCGUUUAGAUGGAGAGGAUGUGUUUCACCUCUGGAGGGGUCAACGGCUUCCCUUCCUCAAACGGUUCGCAUGCAGUGAACGUCUCUCAGCUAUGAGGUCAUCGCUGCCGUUACGCUGCAUCCAGCCAACAUCGCAUUUUGCUGUAUAAAUCCGUCUCUACUGAAAUACCUGUUAUCAAAAGAAGGUUUUUCUACAUGUUGUGUUUGUUAAAUGUUUUUAUUUGUUGGUCAGUAAAAACUUUCCUCUGUCUGAAUGAACGUCAUUUGGAAUCC
Molecule: messenger RNA, 1817 nt
Organism: Cyprinodon variegatus (sheepshead minnow)
Lineage: Eukaryota; Metazoa; Chordata; Actinopteri; Cyprinodontiformes; Cyprinodontidae
Product: zinc finger protein 771-like
Exons: 3
Coding region: 186-1553 (455 amino acids)
Biological process (GO): regulation of transcription by RNA polymerase II
Molecular function (GO): DNA-binding transcription factor activity; RNA polymerase II cis-regulatory region sequence-specific DNA binding
Source: RefSeq, a predicted model, not a curated record